AACGUUUAUUUAUUCAUGGCACAAUAUGAGUAAAAAUAUAAAACACAAAAUAGUUGAUUGACAAUAACAAUAUUGUCAGUGUUAUCGCAAACUGGAAGCCGUGAGGUUGCGUGAUGUCAACUACAGCUGUUGUAUCUCGGAUCACCCGUGCGCCGUCGUCGAUUUUCUGGUAUGAAGUAUGAACUAUGAACUGUUUUCGUUAUCGCGUCGCGGACAGCACUGUAAAUAAGAUACGCGGAAAACGGUGCAACGAUUAAGGCGCCUAACGCGAUCAGACGACAGUCAUAACUCAUUGAUUGAAGAGUGCUGAGUGAACCAUAUUUUAUUAAAAUAUGAACGCAGUCGUGACAGCGAUUGAAAAUUGCACGACAAACGAGUAACAACAGUAACAACAGAACGCUUCGAACGAAUUCUAAAGACUGCUGUGCUGACGAACGCGGUUUAGUUUUAGUGUUAACCUACCGGCCAUCUACACCCCCACCAUCGUCACUACCCUCCCAAAACUAAAACUACAUCGUAACCGUAGCGCUAUUGCGUCCCGACGACGGCGGCGGCGAUAGGCUACAGGCACCGCACCGAACCCCGCUCACCGACGGUAGGUCAAUCGCAGACCGCAGUCUCGUUUGCAACUCCGCGGUCUAUCUACGUGCUACGACCGAGACGCUGACCACAAAUGACGAUUAUUUUCGAAUUCACGAUGCUUAGUCCACAGUGAACACGGUCUUACCGUCCAUUUUUUUUUUUUUUAUUGCUCGUCCGUCGUUACGCCGCUGUCUCGCAAAGUCGCGACGCGCGGUGCAUGUGUUUCGGCCGUGCGCACAAGUGUCAGUCCGUCGCGGUUCGCGCCAGUUGGUAUUGUGUUAGCCGCACAAGCUCGCCUCGCCCGAAAGAUUUGUUCCAAACUCGGUUAGCUCGCGGGUUUUCGUCGUCUCGAUCAUGUGAUCGGUUUAGCACGUGUUUGUUUCCGCCGUCGGUGGUAUUAAUUUUCACGCGGUCGUUUAUGUGCGACUAUGGUGUACCAUAGUCGUGCUAUCCGAACAUUCCGAAUCAGUCAAUUAGGCGAUUUACUUGACAUAUCCGCAACUUCGUCAUCCCCCUUCCCCUCCACAUCGUCCUCUUCUUGAAUAGCCGCCAUAUUUGUUUGUCGUACGCGCAAUCCAUCGGUUCAUUUGCCGUCGAACCGUGGUAGCGUGAGUAUCUGCGCCUGACUUGGUUACCUUCCGAGCCUGUUUCUUUCGUGGUCAUGGAAGACGCCGAAGAAUCGCCUCGGGACGAGGGCCAACCGUCUCAAAACGACGAUCCCGUUCCCGAAGAAGAUCAACAUUACUUCGACAAAUUGCUGUUGCAUCUUUGGUCGUUCUUGCCGUUUCUCACUAAAGUGAUCGAUAGCAGCGAACUGUUGAAAAUUCAACCCGAUCAGGUGCCCAAGUUGCAGUAUUUGUAUCAACUGGUGGACGCCAAAAGGUUGUCGCCAGAUCGAUUAAAAAUUUGUAAAAAAGUAUUUCACGAUUUAUAUGAUAGAUACAGUAGUCAGUUAAACUACUAUUUGCCUCCAGAUUUUAAAACUAGUUGGCUGAAAGAAACCAAGUUAAAUGACAAUGAACAUAAAGUAUCUUCAGAAGUAAAAUGUUCUUUUAUUAAAAGUAAUCAAAACCAAAAUCGUAAGUCUGAACUUUCAAAUAAUAUAUCAGUACCAAGUACUAAUCACGAUAAGAUGGUAAAUAAUCAACCAGAUUCUCUAGAAGAUUUAACAUCAAAGAAUGAGAAUACUAUUGAUAAAAGCUCAAAGAAUAUUAUAAUUAGCGAAUCAUCUAGUAGUAAAAAUUUACUUGAUGAUAAUUCGCCUAAAAAGAAUUUACCUGAGUUUUCAGACAGCCGUUUAAGGCUUAAUAAAGUAAUUGGUUUUGCAGCCAAUGCUUCCAUUGAAAAACUUAAUAAGUCUGAUGCAUCUAUUCCACGUGCUGAACUUACUACACAAAUUUUUAAUGAUAUCGUCAAACAAAAAAACAAUCCAGUUCUUUAUAAGGAUAUGUUGAAAGGCAUCAACAUGGACGAUAUUGAUGUUAACUAUGUAAAAGAGGUAAUAGAAGGUAUAAAAAAAGCUAGUUGUGUAGAACCUGUUCAACCGCCACCAUUACCACCAUCAGAUCUCAUGGAUUUGGGAACGUCAACAAUAAAUUUAAUAUCGACCACUGAACAAAAUCCCCAUAAAAUAGUUACUCCUGAUAAUAUUUUAUCAAGUAAAUCUACAAGCAUUAAUCGUCCACCAUCAGACACUGAGUUAAAUACAUUGCAUAAGACUGGUUCAUCAAAUGAUACAAGUCAAAAGUUUAUAUCAGCAUUAAAACCAGGUACAUUAAUUGAUCUUGUAAAUUCAAAAGUAAGUCGUACUUCAUUGCAUAUUGAGUCUCUUAGACCAGUUAUCAAAGCAAAUGGAAAAAGUAAUGAUAAUAAAAUAUCUGUUGCUGACAUAAAUGUACCCCGUGAUCCAAGAAUAAGAAAUAAAUCUUUAUUAAGUUCUGAAAACAGUAUUAGUCCAAUUAAUACACAUGCUUCAUUAGUACAAACUGCUUUUUCAACUAAUUCUCCACAUCUUUUUGCUUCAAAUAUAGACAAUUCAAAUUCCAUAUUUGAGACUAAAGCACAGGAAAUUUCUGGAUAUAAUGGUUUAAGUCUACCAAAUCAUACGAAUAACCAACUGCUAAAUCUACCGUUUCCUUCAGAACAUAAUGUUGGUGGUUCUAUUCUGUUUAAAAAUAGACCAUUGUCUCAAAAUCAAAACAGACAAAAUCGUAAUGAUUUUAAUCAAUUCAGUAAUUCUAGCCAAAUACAUGUUACUCCAUCCCAUAGUGAACCUAUGGUAAAAUAUUGUGAUCCAGUGCCAUACAAGUCUCACAGUAAUGAUACAAUUUCUAAGAGAGAUCCUAGGUCAUUUAAAAAUAUUCCAGUAACAAAUAGAGUUCAGUUUCCUAAUUAUAAAGAAUAUAGAGAAGCCAAAUAUGGCAAAGAACAAAAUAAAAGUUUUGAAAAAAAUAAACAAAUGAACCAAGUUCAUGAGAAAAUUGAAAAAAAUAACAUAAUUGAUUCUUCUUAUAAUACUUUUGGAAUUGUAAAUGAAACAGCUAAUAUUAAAGGUUUUAAGAUUCCAAAAAUUAAACAUAAUGGGGAUCUUGUAGAUAAUAGUUCAGUAAAGGACUCUAAAACUAAAGUGGUUGAGAGUAACAAAAAUAAUGCAGAUAUCUUAAAUACUGAGAAAAUUGUCAAAGUACCUAAAAAAACAAAUCACUUCUAUCACGCCUUAAAACAAUGUACAGUAGAUGGUCAGAAAACUGAAAUAAUAAAAAGUAAUGAUUCUAAAAAGGACACCAAAAAAACUGAAAAAAUCAAUAAUAGUCAUACUGAUAAAAACAUGGAAAUCAAAAUAACUGAAAAUAGUAAUACAGAUAGAAAUCUUCAAAUGAAAACAGCAGUUAUUAAUAAACCGGAUAAAGAUGAAAGUUGUCCAGAUAUUAACCUUGAAAAAAUUACUGUUAACAUUCCAAGUAAAGUUGAUGAUAAAGAUAAACUUCCUAAAUUUGAACAAAAUGAUAAUUUAAUAGAACCUACUAAACAUAAUAAGCCAAAGAAACCAAAAAAAUAUUCUAAAGAAAAAGAAUUUGAAAAAAUUGUAAAAGAAGCCGUUGAAAAUUCAUAUAAUGAUGCAUGUGGUCCAAGAACUAGAACAAGAUGUUCUCUAUUGAAAAAUAAAGAAACUUUAAAAACUUCCAAAGUAAACAACUCAAAACCUAUGUUUGAAAAAAAAAGUUCAUCGAAAAAUAAUAAAAAAUUGGAAUUUGGUGAAUGUAGUAAGAAUCUUGAUGAUAAUUUAUCAAUUCCAAGUAUGAUAGAUGUUAGUGAAUCAGUUGAAAUUGGACAUAAUAUUAUAUCAUCUACUUCAAAAGAACAAUCAGAAGUUGUAAAUUCUACAACAAACGAAAUCUUGUGUAAAAGUCAAGAAGAAAAUAUAGUUUCAUCUAAUGAGAUUAAUUCUACAGCAGAUAACCCUAAAAUUAAUGAAAAAGUUUUAAUUGACAUUUUGAAAAAUCCAAAAUUUAUGACUGUCAUAAGUUUAUUUCAAGAUGAAAAUAAAUUGGAGAAACUUAACAAAUUGUUAGAAAGUUCAAUUGUUGGUAGCAAUGAUGAUAAAUUAAAUAAAAAUAUAUCAAAUGAAGAACAACUUGAUAUUGACAGACAAAAAAAGAUUAAAAGAAAAAUGAAAAAAGAAAAAAAGAAACAAAGAAAAAUGAAAAAAAUUCUUGGUGAAGAAUCUUCCAAUGAAGAAAGUUUAAAUGAUAUUUCAGAUGAUAAUAAUUUUAAUCAAGCAGAAAACAUAGUAAUAACUAAAAAGAAAAAGAAUAUGAAUGAAUUAGAUGAAGGUAAUACUAAUUCUGGAAAUAUUCUUGGUUAUUCAUCAACUGAACAACAUAAAUUAAAAUCUGUUAAACGUAAAAUAUCUAAUGAAAGCUAUGGAAAUUUUGAAAUUCUUAAAGAUAAAUGCAAACCUGAAUUAAAAGACCUUAAAAUUGUUAUUGCUAAAUUUGAUAAAAAUAUUAAAAGAAAAGAAAACUGUAGUUCAGAUAUUACCAGUACAAGCAAUGAUAGACUAACCAAUAAUGAACCAAUAAAUGUUGUAAAAGCACAAAAAAUAAAACCUAAAAAGCCAUUUUUAGGCCCAUUAAGUGUUAAAUUAGCAAGACAAAAAAUGGAAAUCAAACAGAAUAAUUCUAAAAAAUCAUUGAACAAUAAGAACCAAUUUAACUUUAAAACUAAAACAAGUGAAAAGGGAUUUUCAUCAUUUUCUAGUGAUUAUAAAAAAAAUGGAAAACUACUUACUGAUACCUUGAAUAGUAUGAUGAACGAACAACCAGUAGUUAUAUUACAUCCUUUAAUAAAUCCUGAAGCAUAUGAUGAAGUUGUUUUCAAUAAAUCAGUUGUACAGAAUCCUAAUACAUCAACUGUUAUUGAACCAAAUGUUAAUGUUAACAAACCAGAACUCAAAAAGGCUAGGUUGUCAGAAUUAGAUAAACUUCAUGCUGAUAUUAGUGAAAUGUUUGAUUGUGAUGCUGUGUUAAAUGCUUCAAAUAUACGUCAAUGUAGAACCAAUAAACAAAUUGAUUAUGUAAAUACAAGUGUAGCUCCGUCAAAGAAAAAGAAAGCAUCUAAUAUUGAACAAUUGGAUUGUAACGAUGAUCAAAACAAGUUAAUUUGUGGUAUAGAAAAACCAAAAAACACAAAAAAAAAAGUCAAAAAAUCUACACUUAAAUUAAAUACAAAGAAUAAAUGUGUUAAAGAGUCAAUGGCAAACAAAACUUUACCAUCAAUAAUUGUAAAAACUGCAGUUUCAAAAAAAGUAUCUGAUAAAGAACCGAGUAAAUUAAAAAAAAAAAAAAAGGAAAACAAGAAAUCAAAGAAGUCUAAUAACCAAUUGAAUAAUUUCAUUAAUAACGUGGUUUUGAAUGAUGAAUCUGAAUUGAAUAAUCUGUCUAGCAAUAAAAUAUCUACUGAAGUAAUGCCUAAAGUUUUAUCAGAAAAUGAAUUUAAAGACAAAUCUUAUUUUCAAACUACUGAUAACAUUUUGGAAUGUAAAUUUUGUAAUUACAAAGAUAAAGGAUUAAAUAUUGUUCGUCAUUAUAAAGACCAACAUCGUGGAGAGGAAGUAUUACCGUCCAGAUUGCCCAAGAAUUGUACUGAAUUAUUAAUACAUCAGUCAAUAAAAGAAAAUUUUGGACAUCAAAAUUCCCAAGAUUCAAAACCAUUUUGUCUUGGGUCUGUAAAUGUUAAUUAUACUUGUGUCUUUUGUCAAGUUAUUUUUCAUGAUUAUUUUAAAUUUCAUGAUCAUAUAACUGGUCAUACUGGAGAAUAUAGAUUCAAAUGUAAAAUGUGUGAUCAAAUUUAUUCUAAUGAAGAUGAAUUGGAUAAACAUAUUUUAGAACACACUGACUAUGAUAAAACUAAUGGAAUUUCACAUCUAAUAUAUCCAAAUCCAAUGUGGAGUAAGAUAGUUUUUGGAUAUUUAUGUUCCUUUUGCUAUUAUGUUCAACUUAAUUACAAAAAUAUGGUCAAACAUAUGACAUCGCGACAUUUUUAUGAAGAUAAAAAAUUGAAUGGUCAUUGGACAGUUAUACGUAUAAGUAUGUCUAUGGCAGAUAAAAAUUAUAUUGAUUCUUUAAUCAAUUUAAAUAAUUUGGUAGGAUGUUUACCUCCUACACAGGCUGAUCAAGUUAUUUCUAAGUAUAAUGACAAUGAAGAUCAAAACCAACAAUUAACUGUAAGAGAUAUAAAUAUUCUACCAAAAGAGCAAAUGCAACUUGAUUCCGUUUUGUCUAUUAAAAAAGAAUCUAAUAGACAAAAUAUUAAUGCAAUUCCACCAGUGUCAAUUAUUGACGAGAAUUCAUCAGAAUUAUCUAUUUUUGAAAAUCCACCAGACUUAACUAUUGAAAAUAAUUCAGCAAAAUUAACUGUUGUCGAAACUCCUUCAGAGUCAAAUGUUGAUGAAAAUCUACCAAAAGAGCGAAUACAACUUGAUACCAUUUUGUCUAUUAAA
Messenger RNA from Melanaphis sacchari, 6583 nucleotides. RefSeq names its product protein PF14_0175-like. Lineage: Eukaryota; Metazoa; Arthropoda; Insecta; Hemiptera; Aphididae. Gene Ontology annotation, biological process: regulation of DNA-templated transcription. The record is from RefSeq and is a predicted model, not a curated record. The transcript has 5 exons. Gene Ontology annotation, molecular function: RNA polymerase II cis-regulatory region sequence-specific DNA binding; DNA-binding transcription factor activity, RNA polymerase II-specific. The annotation marks the transcript as partial.